AUGCCGUCCUGGCACCACAAUGUGAUUGCUGGUUUCAUCUUCUGUGUUCACGAUUAUACUGAGUUUCUUCGGACACUGACUCCGACUCUUGUACUGGAAUCUCCAGUUGGAUUUUGGCUGUUCUUUUGCAGCUCAGAUUUUCCUUUAAGAAAAGUCUGUUUACUUGCAGCGAAUGAUAGCAUAAUGAGCCAGCGCUUUUCCCAGUUUCGAAUCCAACGGCUUUUCAUAUCUCCGCCUCCGAUCGAUGCCGGCGUCGGCGCCCCGCCCGAGGCGGCCGCGAUUCCGGGCGCCGCCGCCGACUCCGAUCAAGACGGCGAAGGGCGCCCGCUCCGCCGCCGUCGACGACCGCGUCCUCGCCGACUACCUCGAGACCUCCCUCCGCGUCCCCGACCUCACCCUCCCCCGUCCUCGCCCCCUCUCCCUCUCCCACUCCCGCUCCUCCACCGCCAUCUCCGCCGCGCCCCCGGAGGAGCUCCCCCUCCCCUCCCUCCUCCGUGUUCGGGAUCGGGGAGGAGAGGNACCAAUUAUAAGGUAGUGCAGGGACUAUCCACGCAAUUUACCCCGAUUAUUGGAAGAGCCAGCGCUUUUCCCAGUUUCGAAUCCAACGGCUUUUCAUAUCUCCGCCUCCGCCUCCGCCUCCGAUCGAUGCCGGCGUCGGCGCCCCGCCCGAGGCGGCCGCGAUUCCGGGCGCCGCCGCCGACGCCGAUCAAGACGGCGAAGGGCGCCCGCUCCGCCGCCGUCGACGACCGCGUCCUCGCCGACUACCUCGAGACCUCCCUCCGCGUCCCCGACCUCACCCUCCCCCGUCCUCGCCCCCUCUCCCUCUCCCUCUCCCUCUCCCACUCCCGCUCCUCCACCGCCAUCUCCGCCGCGCCCCCGGAGGAGCUCCCCCUCCCCUCCCUCCUCCGCCCCGACGCCGCCGCCCUCCGCCGCGCCGUCGCCGCCGCCUCGGCCUCCGGGGGCUUCUCGAUCGCCGCGGCGGCGUCGGCCGCCGAGGAGGUGAGAUCGGCGGUCGAUUCCGGAAAGCAGGUGUUCGGGAUCGGGGAGGAGAGGAAGAGGGAGAUGGAGCGGUGGUUCCGCCGGAGGGACGUGGUCGGGGAGGAGUUCUAUUGCUACCGACAUCGCCCCGGAAGCGCCGAGGCCGAGGCAGAGGCGGAUCGGAUGCUCGAGGCGGCGUUGCCCGGUUCGUAUCGGGCGCUACGAGAGAAGUUGGAGAAAGUUGCAGCUAAGAUGGACUUGGUUGCAGAAUCUGUUGCUAGAAUUCUCUCUCAAAACUCGAAAGAUCAGAAGCAACCCGUGAAAAUCAGAAUGGUCCCAUCAGUUCUUUGUCUCACGCAGUAUAAUUCCAAUCAGUUGAGAGCGGAUUGGAGUGAGUUUGGUACCGCCUGUGCCCCUCACUCUUAUGCUCUGAGCCUCCACGUUUCUCCUUGUGAUCAAGAAUUUUGCCUCCGCUCUUCCGAAGGCUCGACCUUUUUCAAGAUGCCAGCUGGCAACAUAUUUGUUACGAUUGGCAAGCAACUACAGGAAUGGUCUGGUGGGGAGUUUAAAAGUGCGACCGGGGAGAUAAUUUUUGAGCUAACCGAUGAUCCGGACCCCUUUUUCUCGCUGGAGUUUUUCUAUCUCCUCGAAGAACUGCAUCCUGAGGUUCACAAUGAGAGAACCAUCUCUAUAUUGGACCAACUUUUCAUGAUGAUACUUUUGUUCGCCUUCUACUGCUUCUGGUUUUGGAUUCCUCACAAGUUACCUACAAAAUAAUAAUAUGCACUCCCUGAGUACCAAAUUGUUUGUUCGAUGUGAGUUUUUGCUUCGUACAAAGAAAAAGCUUCGAGAAGGCUCAUCGGAAUUGAGCCUUUUCAACCCUCGAUCGAGGAGAAGCGCUUCGGGACUCGGAGCACUUUGCCGAGGAUGCGAGAAGUGCUCGAGCCAUCUACAGUAGUAUUUCAUUUAUGAUUCGUUCUGCUUUUUGGACUGCUGGAGGAGGAAGUUUGGAUUGCUUGGUUUGUAGAUUGAUUUCGGGGCUUUACAUUUGCAAGAGUUUCGUGUUUGCGAGAUGAUUUGCGUCGGAGAUGCUCUCUCUUUGUACAUAUUAUUGGAUUAGUUGCAAGCUUGGUGUUCAAUUUGCCUGUACUUUGUGAUUGAUUUGUGAAAUGGUAACAUAAAUAAAAGGAGUUAUUUCUCUCUGUA
Molecule: messenger RNA, 2184 nt
Organism: Ananas comosus (pineapple)
Lineage: Eukaryota; Viridiplantae; Streptophyta; Magnoliopsida; Poales; Bromeliaceae
Product: programmed cell death protein 7
Exons: 5
Coding region: 1-1755 (584 amino acids)
Source: RefSeq, a predicted model, not a curated record